AUGGCUUCUGUCGAUCCGACGAUUGCUCCAACUGUAGCUACUGCAUCUUCUGCUUGGGACUCUCUGCAUCUUACUUAUGCCAACAAGUCCCAAACACGAAUAUUUAGCUUUCGUGACCAGCUCGCGCGUCUAUCAAAGGACUCCCGCCCAGUAGCCGAUUAUCUCCAUCAAGUGCGCUCUCUCUACAACGAGCUCGCUACAGCUGGAGCUACAAUCACCAACGAUGAACUGGUGGUGAAAAUUCUGAGUGGUCUUGGGUCCGAUGCCAUAACUGCUGCUAUGGUAACUCACAACAAAUCCAUCAAUUCCAACAACUGCGCUGCUCGUCGACCCAACAACAUAUCACAAUGGUGUUCCAACAAUCGUAGAACUGCCCCUGCGCAGGGGCGUUACAUCAAUAACCCUGUUCGCUAUCAGUUAUGCAAUAAACAGGGUCAUUCUGCUAAUGUUUGUCAGUCACAGUCUCACAAUCAUUUAGAGGCAAAGGCCAAUUUUCUUUUAGGUAACCAAGUUGCGGAAAAUCAAUGGAUUGUUGACUCCGGUUAUUGA
Messenger RNA from Solanum stenotomum, 549 nucleotides. RefSeq lists its product as uncharacterized. Bases 1 to 549 code for a protein of 182 amino acids. The record is from RefSeq and is a predicted model, not a curated record. Lineage: Eukaryota; Viridiplantae; Streptophyta; Magnoliopsida; Solanales; Solanaceae. The transcript has a single exon.